AGCGCCGGGCCUACGGCAGCGCGGAGGCCGGCUGUGUGAGCAGCAAACAUGCUGAGCCGGCUUCAGGAACUCCGCAAAGAGGAGGAGACGCUGCUGCGGUUGAAGGCGGCCCUGCACGACCAGCUGAACCGCCUCAAGGUUGAAGAAUUAGCCCUCCAAUCAAUGAUCAGUUCUAGAAGAGGGGAUGAGAUGCUGUCUUCUCAAACUGUACCUGAACAGUCACAUGAUAUGUUGGUGCAUGUAGACAAUGAAGCAUCAAUCAACCAAACGACACUGGAGUUGAGCACAAAGAGUCAUGUGACAGAAGAGGAGGAGGAGGAAGAGGAAGAAGAAUCAGAUUCCUAAAGGAGGGGAAAAACCAGGGUCAGUUACACAAAUUGCAUUUCUAAGUCUCAGGCUACUUCUCCUCAAGGAAAUCAUCUUGCCAUGGGCCCUGUGGCCUCCUUGAAAGGAAAGCAAGAACUGUAAGAAGGAUGUAUAGUUGCAAAAAUAGUUCCAUCAGUAACUCAAGCUUCAGAAUGUUAUGACAUGCAGAAAAUCAAAGAUGCUUUGUCAGCAUUGAGCAAUAUGGAUGGAGCUGUCUGUGAUCGGAUCAGAUUCAGUAACUGUUGAAAACAAAAUUUGCUCUCAAAUACUGUUGAGAAAGUCUGGCAUUUACAAAAAGGGUAGUUUAAAUACAAGCCACCCUUUCUAUCCAACAAUGCCUCUUUUAAGAAAAUUAAAGGCUGUUUGCGCAUGCCGCUGAACCCGUGAUCAGUUAGGCCUAGGUCUAGGACAAAAAGAUGACCAGGGGAAGGUCUGAGGGCCAUCUGAGAGCACAAGCUGUUGCUCCCCGUCAGAGGCACUGAAAUGCUGCAUGCUAUAAACUGCUUUGUGGCCAGGCUCAGUGGCUCAUGCCUGUAAUCCCAGCACUUUGGGAGGCCGAGGCAGGUGGAUCACAGGGUCAGGAGAUCAACACCAUCCUGGCUAACACAGUGAAACCCCGUCUCUAAAAAUAAACUGCUUUGUGUAGCUGCUAUCACCUCUCACUUGAGACAUCACUGGUAAAAUAUUUUUAUAAAUAAAUUAUAAAUAGCCAUCAUGGAGCCUGCUGGUUUCUAGAUAGUAACAGAGAGAAGCAGCAGUUGCUUCUCUGAGGAAAAGCUACAAUAGGAUGGGCUGGGCGUGGUGGCUCACGCCUGUAAUCCAAGCACGUUGGAGGCCAAGGUGGGUGGAUCACCUGAGGUCGGGAGUUCAAGACCAGCCUGACCAACAUGGUGAAACCCCAUCUUUAAAAAUAAAAUAAAAUAAAAAGAUAUAACAGGAUGGUUUGAAAUCCAUUUAUGGCCCUUAGAGAGAUGUGCCAUGCUUGGAAGAUUAAAUUUUUAUAAUGGAUGACAGCUACAGAAUAAGAAUUGUUACUUAGUAUCUGAAGUUGAAGUUCUUUUCUGCAUAUUAUCCCUUUUCCACUGACUACUAUGCAGUGAAAUAAGUAGUUGCUUAAUUUUAUAAAACUAAUUUCCCCUGUCCAAACAACAGUAAAAGCCAAACAAAAUUACAAAGAAUUUUCUCAAGUCGAACUUACCUAACAGUUCCCAAAGAAUACUUUUGUUAACGUUACAUUGAAAUUAUUUUGAGCUGCUUUUAGAGGCAACAGCCAGAAGUUUAAAUGAGUAUGUUCCUUAGAACACACAAUGGGAAGACAGUUUGGGAAGAAAAAGCAUCAAGGUAUAUCAAUCUUGGGGGUCUUAUUUAAAAUGGGUUUUAAAAGCUGGAAAAGUUGACUGAAUUCCAGCUCUACCACUGACUGGUCACUUUCCCAUCUGUAAGGUGAAGAUUCUCAUAUCUCCUUUAGCAACAUCUGUUGCUAUGAGGUGCUAAUGAGAUAAUUCAAAAAUCCAAUUAUCAAUGGUGUCUCAGUAAGAAUUCAGCACUGGGAGCUCAAAACACUACAAGACUAAUUCGGGGAACAUCAUUCUUGAUUUAAAAAAAAAAAUCUAAACACCCCUCAAAAGACACUAAGCAUGAAAGUGGUCAGAUCUGGGUUUUAGAUACCAAGUUAUAACAUUUCUCCUAAGGAUAGAAUAUGUUCACUUUAAUGAGACAUUCUCAGUAGUGGUCGUAUCCUGUCAUUUGUAAAAGACACAGGGUGUAAAUGUUAAAACCCAGCCUGAAUGUUUGUUUAUAUGCUGAAAAUGCAUAAAUUAAACUGCUGACUAGAAAACUGUACCUCACAGUGAGAAAAAAUAACUAGCUUAGGCAGGAGUAUAUACAACACUGAUCCUUUUUUUAAAAUCCUGGCAAUAUCCCAAGCUCUGGUACCUCUAGAUUGGAACUACCUAUUUAGAAGAUUACUUACCCAAGUUUGUUUUUAAUCCAAAAAGGAAUGGGCCUUUUAUCUUUAAAUAUGUAUGUUGGCUUUGGUAUUCUAUCACCUGCCCUUUCAAAGAAAAUACUGAGGGGAAGGUAUUGACCAGGCAGCUUCAAAUGUACCUAAAAUUUCCCAAAGACUUUUCAAAUAAGGAAAGGCUCCUAUGGUCAGUGGUCCAUGGCUUAGGGACGUCACUGCCACCUCACAGGCACGACAAAGUCAGUGACAGGUACCUUCCUCCUUUCCAGGAAGACCUAGUUAAGUGUAAGUGGUGAAAAAAGGGAAAGCAUUGCUGAAUGUGGAAGCAGAUGGACUGUCCUGUCUGGUGCAGAAAGCUCCCACACUGGGUAGGAAGCUGGUCAACAGCAAGGCCCUACUGUGAGCAUGACAGCCUGGAAGUGCAGGCAGGAAUAUAGAAAAUGAGAAAUGUUCUGUGAGAUAAGAAAUGUUUUGUGAUUUUACUCAGAUUUGUUCCCAACCUCCCAUCUGCUGCUUUUCCCUUGUAUAAAGACAUCAAAGGAAUACACAGGAUCUAUUCACAGUCCCACAGGAAGGUGGUUAGAAGAAUAACAGAUAAGGGUAUUGGGUGAGAAGAGUUGGACUGAGUCCAGAGAUUGAAAUUACGGGAAGCCCCGUUAGUCCAAAGCACUGAACUUGAUGUGUUUUUUCUGCCUUCCAGCCUCCUUAUCUUCAGCUUUCCCCCUCACCAAUAAUGCUUAGCUAAACCAGUAUUUCUUACGUACUAAAGAAAUUGAAAAGCUCACCACAAAAGCAAAAAUAGCGUUCAUCCUUUACCUUCAUAGUAUAUUUAUUAGAAUAAGAGAUUCGAUUUGUUAAACAUCUAGGUUAAAAUGGUUAAAAGGAUUUUCAUACAAUUUUAGGCACUAUACACAUUGUUUACAAGAGCAUUGGUACUUGGAUAUGGGGAAAGAUAAAUCUGACAUUUUAAUGCCUUGAUCAGUUUGAAACAAUCAAAAUAAUUCCACCAUUUAAGAAACAUUAAUCAAAACUUAAAGAGACAUACCACUAAGUAUCCCACACAGUAUAUUGAAAAUAAAUAGAGAAAUACAACCAGAAGUCUACAGAUCAUCACAGUAGACAGACUGGUGAAACCCCAGCUAUCAUGGCAGUGAAGGGCUCUGGCUAGAUUUGGAUGUAAACUGCUGAGUUCUACAUGAAAAGCAAAUAAUAAUAAAAUAACAUGAUGUACA
Messenger RNA from Callithrix jacchus (white-tufted-ear marmoset), 3561 nucleotides. It is a transcript of the gene SNAPC5, whose product is annotated as small nuclear RNA activating complex polypeptide 5. Gene Ontology annotation, cellular component: nucleus. NCBI's taxonomy places the organism in Eukaryota, Metazoa, Chordata, Mammalia, Primates, Cebidae. The record is from RefSeq and is a predicted model, not a curated record. Gene Ontology annotation, biological process: transcription initiation at RNA polymerase III promoter; transcription by RNA polymerase II.